ACUUCAAAAUGGUUCCAGUGUCAGUGAGAUGGAUAACGUGGGCAGUGUUAGUGAUGGGACUGAUUGCUCAAAUUAGUGGCCAAACGGAUUACUGUGAUCCCACGUUAUGCAAAAACAACCUAGUUCAUGUAGGAUGUGGCAAAAACGAAAACUUUGGUCCUUACUGCCCCGUCAAUCGACAGCUGGUGCCGAUCACGGAGGAAGUUAAGACCUUCAUCCUGGAUCUGCAUAACGUGUUUCGCUCCGAUGUGGCACGUGGUGUGGUUACUAAUUAUGCUGCAGCCUCCCGUAUGCCGACUCUGAUUUGGGAUAACGAGUUACAGAAGCUGGCCGAGUACAACGUUAAAACCUGUAUUUACGGACACGAUUACUGUCGCAAUACAAAACUUUUCCCACUGGUUGGCCAAAACAUAGCUGCUAACUCAUUCUACGGAAUGGAGGUGACCCCGCUUGACACCAUGACCGAACUGCUGUACAGUUGGUACGGCGAGAACGAGAAUGCCAACCAGGAUUACAUUGAUUCAUAUCCCCUGCUGGGGCAUGAUCCACCGAAGGAUAUUGGACACUUCACGCAGAUUGUUAUGGACAAAGCGACAGCUGUAGGCUGUGCCAUGAUACAGUACACCCAAACCGAUCAGGGGCACGAUUGGGUACAUCAGAACUACGUCUGCAACUAUUCCAACUCAAUCGCACGAGGACAUCCGGUGUAUGUGAAGGGUGAGUCGUGUGAAUUGUGCGUUACCGGUUGCAGCACGGCUUACCCAGGUCUGUGCAACAUCGGUGAACCAGUUCAACCCACGGCAGCUUGGUGAAAGUAAUGCACUUCUUUGUGCUGACAGAGUGUAGUGCAGGCGGAUACCGAUUGAUGAAUGAUCAUGAGCUUUUCUAACAUUUAUUUAUUAUAAAAAUUACCACAUUCCCUUUAACUCACCCAUUCAUCUGCAUACU
Messenger RNA from Anopheles nili, 948 nucleotides. Its product is annotated as antigen 5 like allergen Cul n 1-like. Lineage: Eukaryota; Metazoa; Arthropoda; Insecta; Diptera; Culicidae. Bases 9 to 812 code for a protein of 267 amino acids. The record is from RefSeq and is a predicted model, not a curated record. The transcript is spliced from 5 exons.